This is a messenger RNA of Caenorhabditis remanei, 1410 nucleotides long. RefSeq lists its product as uncharacterized. Gene Ontology annotation, molecular function: acyltransferase activity, transferring groups other than amino-acyl groups. The transcript is spliced from 8 exons. The coding region runs from base 1 to 1410 and encodes 469 amino acids. Gene Ontology annotation, biological process: polysaccharide biosynthetic process. Gene Ontology annotation, cellular component: membrane. The record is from RefSeq and is a predicted model, not a curated record. Lineage: Eukaryota; Metazoa; Nematoda; Chromadorea; Rhabditida; Rhabditidae.
AUGCUAUCCAAAUCUUCCGAUCCGUUGUGUCAAUACAAAAUCAUUCCACAGAAUGAUGAAAAUGAUGAAAAAGAAUGUCAAAAGCUUCUGGAGAAUGAAGACAUUCAAAAUAAUCAGAAAUGUUUAGUUAUCAUUCUAUCAUUGUCAUUUUUUCUCACUUUCGGACUAAUUUUCGUAGUUUUCAUGCCCAUACCACUAGAUGCACGGUUUUUGAGACCCCUCACCACGGUUACCACCGGAAUGCUCAUCAUUUUUUCAAAGAAUGACCAAAAAAUCUUGUCAAAUCGAGUUUUGACCUACUUUGGAGAUGUUUCAUAUGCAUUGUAUCUGGUGCAUUGGCCAAUGUAUGCAUUUUGGAAAUUGACAGAGGAUGGCGAUGAGAUUGCACUUCUUCUCACCCUUUUCGCUUCCAUCAUUCUUUCUAUCAUUAUCCAUGAAGCUUAUGAAAAAUGGUAUCUCCAACAAUGCACCACGAUCAUUGCAAUGCUCACUGUCAUUCUGUACAUGCUCAAUAUCAUUCUGGUCAAUAAGAAUGAAAUUAUCGAUAAAUUGGAAGGGAGCUCUCAGAGAUAUGGAAUAUUGGAUAAUGUCACCGACGAAAUGACAAUGACCGAUGCCGCCCAUCUCAACCAUAUCUGGAGUGUCAAUGACUAUGCAAACCUCAACACCCCGUAUUGUGAAUAUGAAUCCGGAGGACCACUUGGCUGGUGUAGACAUAAGGGUUUGAGCGGAAAAUACAAGGUGAUGAGCAUUGGAAACAGUUGGGCUGCUAAUCACGCAACAAUUUUUCAUGAGGAAUGCGGGCACAUUGCGAAAAGUAUAUUGCAAGGAUCAGCGUCUGCUUGCGAACCACUGUACCCAUCCCGUCAGUCAGAAGCGUGUCGUGCUAACUUCACGGAUUUCGAGGAAAACGUCAGAUUAGAAAAACCUGAUUAUGUCUUCAUGUUUACCAGAUUCAUUUCCAUCGGGGACCCUCUUCCACCAAAUGUCACCAGUUUGGACUUGGACCCUAUCUACCAAAUAAUGAAAGCUCAAAUGCUGAAAAUGAUCGAAAAUGUUUCCCAAAAAAUGUACAUUCUGCAUUCAAUGCCACGUCCGAAUGCAAAUUAUAUCGAGCGCAUUGUCCCAAUGAUGAGGAGAGGUGUUCCGACUGAGUUUAUUGAUAAUCUUCUUGUCGACCACACCAUGUACCAUCUCGCCCGUCGCCGUUACUCCCAACUAGAAAAGGAUUGUGGUGGAAAAUGCAUUCUAGUCGAUUAUGACCCGGUAUUCUGGAAUUCAACUAUUCAAAAUUUCCGGUUUUUUGACAAUCGGGGAGUCUCAUAUUUUACCACUGUGACUCACCUGUCUCCGAGGGGGUUGGAGCAUGUUAGGCAUGUCUGGACGGAUGUUUGCAGGAAAAUCAUCUAG